AUGCUCCCUAGCGCCUGGCUGUGCUGGGCCUCUCUCCUACUCCUGGCUAGGCCUGGCCAGCCCUGCCCUGUGGGCUGUGAUUGCUUCAUCCGGGAGGUGUUCUGCUCGGAUGAGGACACGACCGCCAUCCCACCGGACAUCCCACCGCACACCACAGACAUCGUCUUUGUGGAGACCUCGUUCACCACGGUGGAAACCAGGGCCUUCUGUGGUAGCCCCAACCUGACCAAGGUGGUCUUCCUCAACACCCAGCUCCGCCACUUUGAGCCCGAUGCCUUUGGGGGGCUGCCCGGGCUGGAGGACCUGGAGAUCACAGGCAGCAGCUUCUCCAACCUCAGCGCCGACGUCUUCUCCAACCUCACGUCGCUGGGCAAGCUCACCCUCAACUUCAACGUGCUGGAGGCGCUGCCUGAGGGCCUCUUCCACCACAUGGAUGCCCUGGAAUCCCUGCAGCUGCAGGGAAAUCGGCUUCAGAUCCUGCCCGGGAGGCUCUUCCAGCCUCUGAUGCAUCUGAAGACCCUCAACCUGGCCCAGAACCUCCUGGCCUGGCUCCCCGAGGACCUGUUCCACCCGCUCGCAGGCCUGCAGACCCUGAGGCUGAGCAACAACGCGCUCUCCAGCCUACCCCGGGGUGUGUUCAGCAGCCUGGGUGGCCUAAAGGAGCUCUUCCUGGAUGGCAACGCCCUCUCGGAGCUGCCCCCCACCGUGUUCUCGCAGCUUCUCCGCCUGGAGAGGCUGUGGCUGCAGCAUAAUGCCCUCAUGCACCUGCCACUGCCCAUCUUCUCCUCCCUGGGCCGCCUGGCCUUCCUCAGCCUGCAGGGAAACCGGCUGCAGGAACUGCCAGCUGGCCUCUUUGCCCACACCCUGGGCCUGGCCGGCCUGUCCCUGUCCCAUAACCGGCUAGAGACGGUCGCCGAGGGCACCUUUGGCCACCUGUCCAACCUGAGCUCCCUCACGCUCUCACACAACGCCAUCGCCCACCUCCCCGCCGACGUCUUCAGGGGCCUCGGGGAGCUGGUGACGCUCUACCUGGGCAGCAACAAUCUGACGACCUUGCACCCUGCGCUCUUCCAGAACCUGUCCAAGCUGGAGCUGCUUAGCCUCUCCAGGAACCAGCUGACUGCCCUCCCGCAGGGUAUCUUCGACACCAACGACAAUCUGUUCAACCUGGCCCUGCAUGGCAACCCCUGGCAGUGUGACUGCCACCUGGCCUACCUCUUAAGCUGGCUCCGCCAGUUCACCGACCGGCUCCUGAACAUCCAGGCCUACUGCGCGGGUCCUGCCUACCUCAAGGGCCAGGUGCUGCCCGCCUUGAAGGAGGAGCAGCUAGUGUGUCCCGUCACCCAGGACUCUCUGGGCUUCCAGGCCCUGGGGCUGGAUGAUAAGGAGCUGGGGGGCAGCUGGAAUCUGGCUGUGGAGGCACGGGCUGCCCAGAGCUCGUGUACCUACAGCAACCCCGAGGGCACCGUGGUGCUUGCCUGUGACGAGGCCCAGUGUCGCUGGCUGAGUAUCCGGCUGUCUCCCAGGCAGGACUUGGGCUCCCCCGGACUGAGGUUCAACGCCAGCCAGGAGUGGGACCUGAGGUCAAGCUGCGGCUCUGUUCGGGUCACUGUGUCUCUUGAGGCUCUGGCAGGGGGGCCCUAG
This is a messenger RNA of Carlito syrichta (Philippine tarsier), 1644 nucleotides long. It is a transcript of the gene CPN2, whose product is annotated as carboxypeptidase N subunit 2. Gene Ontology annotation, molecular function: protein binding. The transcript has a single exon. Lineage: Eukaryota; Metazoa; Chordata; Mammalia; Primates; Tarsiidae. The coding region runs from base 1 to 1644 and encodes 547 amino acids. The record is from RefSeq and is a predicted model, not a curated record. Gene Ontology annotation, cellular component: extracellular matrix.